ACGUCUCCCACUCAGCCCAUCUUUAUUCAGCAUCCUCUGGUUAAUGGAUUACACAGUUUCCCUCCAAGUGCAACAUCAGCUGGCAGUUUCCCCGACACACUUCUACCAGGGCUACAGCGUGGAAUUACAGAUGAAGUCAACAGAGGUGGACCAAGGACUUUUCACAGACAGCUACUGCAAAGUGUGCAGUGCUCAGCUCAUCUCCGAGUCCCAGAGGGUUGCCCAUUAUGAGAGUCGGAAACAUGCCAACAAAGUGCGGCUGUAUUACAUGCUCCAUCCUGUCGAUGGAGGUUGCCCUGCAAAAAAGCUCAGGACAGACAAUGGCAGCAAUGAGGGCGACGUAGACAAAAAUAAGUGCUGCACAUUGUGCAACAUGUCCUUCACCUCAGCAGUGGUGGCACAGUCACACUACCAGGGCAAAGUCCACUCCAAGAGGCUAAAACUCCUACUUGGGGAGCAGCCUGCCAUUACAACCAAAGAGACAUCCCACAGUCUGGUAAAAAGCUUUACAGAAACCUCCCCCUUGACAUCCCUGCAACAGCGCAGAGACUCAGCCCGCUACUGCCAGUUAUGCAACGCCUGGUUUAACAACCCCGGCAUGGCACAGCAGCAUUAUGAUGGCAAGAAACACAAGAAGAAUGCAGCCAGAGCAGACCUCUUAGAGCAGCUAGGCAAGACCCUUGACAUGGGAGAGAUGAAAGGUCUGAAACGAAGCUACACCUGUGAAGUCUGCAGGGUCAUGCUGAACUCUGUGGCGCAGUACCAUGCACAUCUGCAGGGCUUAAAACAUCAAAAUAACCUGAAAAAUCAGAUAUGUGUCCAGUGAGCAGGGGAAGAAGUCUGUUUUGGCUGACCCAAUACAAGGAAGACGUUCAGGAGGUUUUAUGCUGGAGAACGGCACCAACACUCUCACCUGUCAGUUUGCAUUACAGUUCACACUGGCCACUCUUACAUCAUUGAACUUUGAGUUCCUCUGCAGAUACAAUAUGUACUGUGUUCUUAUCUACUGUGUAGACAGUGUGAGAACAGGGUCUCUUAUUCAUGAUAGCCUUUUAAAAAAAGCAUGGACUAAAUUAUGUUAUCUUUUCCACAUGCAAGUACUGUAAGUGGCAUUUUAACUUAAGAAUAUGAGAGUUAUUUUGAAUUUUUUCUUUUUACUUGAAUGAAACAGCAUAUUUAUGUGAAAUUAAAUGAAAAAGGCAACUUAUUAACUGUACUGAAAUUGUAUGAGACAAUUAUUUGUGUUUCUUUUAGUUUUUGUGUGAUGCACAGUGUAACUUUACUAUAAUGCUUUUAUUACAAUUUUGUGGAGUGGAGAAAAUUAAUUUUAAAGGUGCACUAAUGAUGCUGGUUGUAGAUCUUGUGAUCAAUUUAUUGUUUGAACAAAGAGCUGACAGUACUUUAAGGAGACAAGCACAGCUAAUAAGAUCUGCAUAUAUACAGUAAAAGACAGAAUAUUUAAACUUUUUAAAUAUAGUUUUCAUUUAUUAUAACUUAAUCGUGUUAAUUGCAUGGGUUUACUGUGAUUAAUCGCGAUUAAUGCAUUAACAUAAGAAAAAUCUGAAUCAGUUUUCAGAACCAGUUUAAUUUUAGCCAGGUUUGCACAAGACAAACAUGGAAUUGCAUUCGGUCUGACUCCGUCUUUUUAUACCCUUAGGCAAAACAGGAAUUGUUUACAUAUUGUUUACAGUUAGAAACUUACAUACUUACAUACAUAAAAAAAUAUAUGUUAUUAACAUAACAAAUAGUAAGAUAAAAUAGUAUAAAUUAAAUAUUGCUUGAUAAUGGUGGCUAUAGCUCUGUGACGCCUGCCAGAGGGGAGGAGUUUGGACAGGUUGUGUGCAGGGCGUGGGUCAGCAGUAAUGCUUGCUGCCCGUUUUCUGAGUCUGGCCUGGUACAAGUGCUGGAUAGAUGGAAGCUCAGUCCCGAUGAUCUUCUCUGCUGACCAGACCACCCGCUGCAGUCUGUGUCUGUCCUGCUUGGUAGCUGAACCAAACCACACAGUGAUGGAGGUGCAGAGGACAGACUGAGCUGUCAAAGGAAGUACAACCUCUGCUGGGCCUUUUUGCAGACAGUGUCUCCCCAGUCUUGAGCAUGUUGAGCUCCAGCUGGUAAUAACUGCGUCACUGAACCAGCUGCUCCACCUCCUGUCUGUAUGCAGACUCAUCAACGCUCCCGUCAUCCAGGUAAAGACAGCCCCACUACAUCCAGAGAUUUCACGUACUGAGGACAGGUCUAAUCGGAGCUUGUGAACUACCUCGGUGACCUCAGCCUGGAUGAUGGGCAAGUCCUCCUCUGAGACCCCUGCCUCUGCUUCCUCAGCAGAAGGCGUGUCGUAGGGAUUGAGGAGAUCCUCAAAGUACUGCUUCCACCAUCCGAUGACAUCUCCAGUUGAGUCCCCCAGAUCAUCCGGUUUGGGGAUUGUCACCACAAUACGACGUCCGACCGAAUGGACGCGUUAACAAUGGAGGUGGAGAAUAUGGUCCACUCAGGCUCAGUGUCUCCAGCCUCCCUCGGAAUCUGGUUGAAUUUCUCCAGGGGGGUGUGAGUUAAUAAAUGGCCUUACUUGGAAGAUGUACAAUUCAAAGAAAUCGAUUUGGAUAGUGACUCUUAAUUGGAGUAGAUUGCCCAAAGGCAGUGGAGUCAUGGCAAAUCAUAAAUAGCCAAGGCAACGGUCCCUAUGCUGUAAGAACACUGUUAGGAUGGGUCGUAAAUGGACCACUAAAUGGAUCUUCCACUACAGACAGAAACGGAAGACCAGAGGCGUCAGUAAACUGCAUAUUGAUUGAACAUGUUGAAAACUUUCUGGUUAAACAAUAUCAGUAAUUAUUUCCCUGAGAAGUAGUAUCAAGAAAACCUCCAAAUGUCAGUUGAGGACCCGAAAUUCCUGAAACUUGAAUCAAGUGCACCUACGCUAAAAGACAAGCAUGACUAUUUACCUUUACCACUUUGUGACAGUCACAUCAUCAUGCCAAAAAACACAUUGCAGAACAAAGAUCAAACUACCUCCUUAAGAAAUUCAAAAUAAUUCCUGCUUAUGCAGAAGAAUACAAAGUGUUUAUGGAACAUAUGAUCACUAAGGGCUAUGCUGAGAAGGUGCCAGCAAAGAUCCUCCAUCAAGAUCAUGGUAAGGUGUGGUACAUACCGCACCAUGGAGUAUACCACACACUCGAAGGAACCCUUAGAGUAGUGUUUGAUUGUACUUCAUCUUACAAAGAAACCUCUCUCAUGAACUUCUGCAAAUACCUGACCUAGCUAAUUCACUGCUAGGUGUCUUACUCAGGUUUCGUCAGGAACAAUUUGCAGUAAUGACGGACAUAGAGGAAAUGUUUAAUCAAAUUUGAGUUAAUGAGAGUGACUCAAAUUUCUUAAGAUUUCUGUGGUGGCUUGGAGGUAACACAAGUCAAAGGUUAGAACAAUACAGAAUGACUGUUCAUUUGUUCAGGGACAUUUUGUCACCAAGCUGUGUUAAUUAUGCCUAUUAACAAGAACAAAUUUAAUGCAGUUCUCUAACAGUUAAACUCAACUUUUAUGUUGAUGAUGAUGUACCUACUGAGAAGCAAGCUAUUGACCUGGCCAAGGACCCCAGUGAGCUGUGUGAAUAAGGGGGCUUUAAACUAACAAAAUGGGUUAGCAAUAGCCGUGCAGUUCUAGCUACCAUGCCGGAUGAAGACAAAGCUAAGCAGAUUAGGCACUCGGCUUAUAUUAAAACAUGGAGAGUGACACACUCGUAUUCUUGACUACUAGCAAAGCCGAAUAUUUAACCAGAAGAGUAAUACUAUCUACUGUCAGUUUAAUGUAUGACCCAUCAGGUCUUGUUACACCUUUUGUACUAAAGGUAAAACAACUCAUUCAAGAUCUAUGUCAGGCCAAAUGUGCUACCUGAUGCAAUUGACAAAUACUAUGAAAUACGGCUAAUAGAGCUAAACCAACUAAGACAAUUAGACAUGAACAGAUGUAUAAAAUCAGUAAGGUUUGGGCAAGUGAAAACAAUACAAUUGCAUCAUUUUUGUGAUGUCAGUAAAAAAGGAUAUGGCACAGUCAGCUACCUCAUGUUCACAGUGCUCUGGCAAUGGGAAAAUUGAGAGUAACCCCUCUUGAGACGAUGACUAUGCCUAGACUUCAGCUUACAGCAGCUACUUUAGCUGUUGUAAAAUGCCCCUCCCACUGCUAGGUGGGGUUGUCGGGCCCCGAGCUCAAGACCCUGUGUCCACCUUAUUUCAGUUUAUCACUUUGAUCAUAUAGACAUUAAAACCACGUUGUACCUAUUAUUCAUUGCUGUUCUCUGCUCGUGAGUUGUGUCUGUGCUUGUCCCUACCCUGGACUUCUAGCUUUUGAUAUCCUCGGUUGUAUCUUGUGUUUACUAGCUCUUGUAUGCAUCUUUUGUAGCCUACUUAGAGUAGUGAUUUUCUGUUGUUCGGUCCUGUUUGUUAUUUUGCUUAGUUGUUAGUUUUUUCUCCUGCGUUGCAGUGACCUUUUGUUCUUAUAAUUUUUUGAUAGCCUUCUUCCCUGCUUAGCAGUGAUUUUUCAUUUGCCUGGACAGUCAGAACCUUUCUGCACUUCUGUACUACAAAUAAACACUGUCUCACUUC
Molecule: messenger RNA, 4592 nt
Organism: Betta splendens (Siamese fighting fish)
Lineage: Eukaryota; Metazoa; Chordata; Actinopteri; Anabantiformes; Osphronemidae
Gene: zmat4a
Product: zinc finger, matrin-type 4a
Exons: 8
Coding region: 44-826 (260 amino acids)
Cellular component (GO): nucleus
Molecular function (GO): zinc ion binding; nucleic acid binding
Source: RefSeq, a predicted model, not a curated record